CUGCUUUGACCGACCACACUGCCACAGUGAUGUCCUCCGGUAUUUCUGCAGCAGCAGAAAUAACGCACUCGCUCAUUCAGCGCAACCACACCACACUCCGGCGCACGCACGCACGCAACGAUGUCCACCUUCUCUGCCACCGAGACCACCGCGCCGCACGCGCUCCUCCUCCCCUACCCGGCGCAGGGCCACGUCAUCCCGUUCAUGGAGCUCGCCCACCGCCUCGUCAACAGUGGGUUCGCUGUCACCUUCGUCAACACAGAGUUCAACCACCGCCGCGUCGUGGACGCCGCCGGCGCCGGCGCGUCGGGAUGCCCGCGGCUGCGGCUCGUGGGGGUCGCGGACGGGAUGGGCUACGGCGGGGACCGCGACAACUUUGUCCGGCUCAACGCCGCCAUGCAGGAGGCCAUGCCGCCGCAGCUGGAGGCGCUUCUCGACGGCGCCGGCGAGGGCUUGGGUAGGGUGACAUGCGUUGUGGUUGACGUCGGCAUGUCGUGGGCGCUUGACGGGGUGAAGUGGCGGGGCCUCCCGGCGGCCGCGCUCUGGGCGGCGUCAGCGGCGGUGCUCGCGGUGCUGGUGGGAGCCGAAAAGCUCAUACGCGAUGGCGUCAUCGAUGACGACGGAGCUCCGAUCAAACUGGAGAACAACUCGUUCCAUCUUGCCGCAUCAACGACGCCCAUGGACGCGACCUUCCUAGCCUGGAAAAACAUGAUUGGAGGCCGCGAUGCGGAGUGCAUGGUGUUCCACUACCUCACCUCCACCACGUGGGCCGCUGCCGCCAAGACAGAUGUCCUCCUCUGCAACACUUUCGCCGACCUCGAGCCAGCCAUCUUCACCACCCAGAACUCCCCGGCUGCCACCAUUCUCCCCAUCGGCCCGCUCCGCACUUGGCAGCGUUCUACCACCAAGGCACCGGUUGGGCAUUUCUGGCGCGUACACAAUGAGGCUAGCCUCUCCUUCCUUGAUGCUCAGCCUCAUGGCUCCGUUGUUUAUGUGGCGUUCGGUAGCCUGACCAUCAUGAGCCCUACGCAGCUCGAGGAGCUUGCGCUUGGGCUGGAAGCCUCCGGUAGGCCGUUCUUGUGGGUUGUUAGGCCCGGGCUGGCCGGCAAACUCCCGACCGUGUUCAUGCACCAUGGGAGGGGUAAAGUGGUGGAGUGGGCACCACAAGAGCGUGUGCUUGCACACCCUGCGAUAGGGUGCUUCCUGACACACUGUGGGUGGAACUCGACGUUGGAGAGCAUCCGCAAUGGGGUGCCUAUGCUUUGUUGGCCGUACUUCACCGACCAGUUCGCCAACCAGACAUAUAUUUCCGAUAUCUGGAGGGUGGGGCUAAGGGUGGCACGAACUGACAAUGAAGGAAUGGUGACGAAGGAGAGGAUCAUGGAGAGGUUGGAGAGCAUAUUAGCUGAUAAUGGCAUUAAGGAAAGGGUGGAAAGGUUGAAGGAGAUUGCGGAGAAGAGCAUGAGUGAAGAGGGACAGUCAUUGAAGAAUCUCAAUGCUUUCAUGGAGUCAAUAAGAAAGUGAAUAUUACAAUAUGAUUAUUAUCAUGAGGAUGCAAUUUUCAAGUAAAUGUUGAGUUUCGUUGUAGUUCAACCUUCAGAAUGUUUGCAUAAUUUUUCUCACUCAAUUUUGAGAAAAGUUUGAAUGUUGAACUUAAUUUUCUCCUUCCCCUGUUUUAGAUGUUGAGAUACAUAUGCUCCAAACUCACA
This is a messenger RNA of Phragmites australis (common reed), 1709 nucleotides long. RefSeq names its product UDP-glycosyltransferase 83A1-like. Lineage: Eukaryota; Viridiplantae; Streptophyta; Magnoliopsida; Poales; Poaceae. The transcript has 2 exons. Bases 121 to 1524 code for a protein of 467 amino acids. Gene Ontology annotation, molecular function: UDP-glycosyltransferase activity. The record is from RefSeq and is a predicted model, not a curated record.